This is a messenger RNA of Coniophora puteana RWD-64-598 SS2, 6545 nucleotides long. RefSeq lists its product as uncharacterized. Gene Ontology annotation, cellular component: cell tip; microtubule cytoskeleton. The transcript has 6 exons. The record is from RefSeq and is a predicted model, not a curated record. NCBI's taxonomy places the organism in Eukaryota, Fungi, Basidiomycota, Agaricomycetes, Boletales, Coniophoraceae. Gene Ontology annotation, molecular function: protein binding. Gene Ontology annotation, biological process: signal transduction; establishment or maintenance of actin cytoskeleton polarity. The coding region runs from base 131 to 5101 and encodes 1656 amino acids.
CUCGUUCCUCCCAGUCCCUUACUUGCCGCCGUUUUGUUUUUCUAUCCUGCUCCUUAAUAUCUAAUCUUCUCAUCGAAAUCUCCAACAAAACUGGCCUCACUUUGACACAACCCCAUCAAGACUUCCGGCAAUGUCAAUGCAGGUCCAGGAACAGGCCCGACAUCCCAGACGUCAGGACACCUUCGACCUCCGUGGCGAAAUCCAAACAGACGACGCAGUCCAGAUGCACGCGCACGCAGAUGCUGCUCACUACGGUGGCACGUCAGACGAGGAGCACUCCGUCAUGGAGGAUGACUCGGACGGCGACGAGCGCGACGUCGACUACAUAGACGACGACGAUGGCUCCUCUUCCCUCUCCAUCCCCAACGAGAGCAUCGACUUUGACCUCGUCUACUCCCUCCAUAGCUUCGCCGCCACCGUCGAGGGCCAGGCGAGCGUCGUCAAGGGGGACAGCCUGUUCUUGAUGGACGACAGCAACUCUUAUUGGUGGCUCGUCAGGGUGCUCAAGACGCAGGACGUGGGCUAUAUACCAGCGGAGAACAUUGAGACGCCGUUUGAGCGUCUCGCAAGGCUUAACAAGCACCGCAAUGUCGAUCUCGCCCAACCCACCUCCCGAGAACUUCAAGACGACGUCGACCGCAUCCGCGUCAACCUCAACUCUCACAACGGCUCUCAUGCAACCACCCCCUCGCCUACCCCCGGCGCACCCGCCAACACUCAGCCCGCCCCCGCUCCGGCCCCGGCCCCCGCAGCUGCUAAUAUUAGCGCCGAACAACGUGCCCUCCAUCGGCGCACCGUCAACUUCACCCCCUCCAUGUCCGUGCACCGCUACCCCCCGGCCGUGUGGAACGAAGAGGAAGAGGAAGAAGAGGACAUCGAGUGGGACGACGACGCGUACGAGGAGGAGGACACCGAGCUCGCGCAGGAGCAGCUCCGCGAGCAGCAGGCGCGGGAAGCGCAACGCGCGCAGGAUGCAGAGAUUCGCCGGCGCGGGCAGCCUCUGUCUCCCGAGAACGGCGGAGUGAACAUGAUGGAGCCGGAUGACGGGAUGGGCUGGGAUGAUAGUGCGACGCAGGAGAUUCAGGCGAGGAACGCCGCGCAGAGGAUGGCUCAGGGUGCGGGAGCGGGCGGGCCGCCGGAGGCGCUGAGGCCAGCUGGGGGUCAGUCGCCUCAGCAGCAGGCGCAGGCGCAGCUGCAGGUACAGGCGCAAGCGCAAGCCCAGCAACAGCGGAUGCAACAGCAGCAGCAGCAGCAAGCAGAACUCAUGCGUCGCCAGCAAGAACAGCUCCAGCUCCAGCAGCAGCAGGCCGCCGCGAACGCCCAGAUGGCGAUACAGCGCGACCCCGCGAUGGCGGAUACCUUGGAGACUAAGAAGCUCACUGUGACGCCUUCGAUCGCGCGUGACGAUGGUAGUGGGCCGCUGUUGCCCAGCGCGAUCAUGCAGAAGCAGGAGGAUGACCGCAAGCGCACGCGCGAGGAGAUCGAGGCGCUCGAGGACGCGGCGCGCAAGAAGGCCCGCGGCGGCAAGUCCGGCGCUGUCUCGCCCUCUGGCACCGUUUCCCCCAGCCCUGGCUCCGCUCCCGGUGCGCGUCAAGGCGCUGCAGCACCAGGCUCUGGCGGCGGAAAACUGCGCAAAGAGCGGAGCAAUGACACCACCGACGAUGAGGGCAGCGGCAAGGAGAAGAAGAAGAAGGGCGGCGUGUUCGGCAUCUUUGGGCGGAACAAGAACAAGAACAAGGACAAGGCUUCGCCCUCCUCCUCUCACACUGGCUCGAUCGACGCGGGUAACACGAGUGGGCCCGAGGGCAUCGUCGGGCGCAACUCAAUCGACAGCGGGCGGUCGAGCAGCACCGUGCAGCACGGCGGUGUAGAUGGCCAACAGCUAAUGAGCCCGACAACAGCGAGCGCGAUGGCGCACCAGCAGCAGGUGAUCCGUGCGUCUGAGGAGAACAAGAUGCAGACGCCGAUGCGCCCUGGCCCUGGCCAGCCCGGCGCGCAGCAGGGCCUGCAGAACCCGCAGACACCACCGAGCCAGCAGGCCCAAGUGUCCCAGCACGCCUCGCAGCUGCUCCAGCGCGACCGGGCGCUGUACCAACAGUACCUAAACCGCUCGCCAUCGUCUCCGCCUGAGGCGCCCUCUCUGGGCCUGUGGAGCGCAUCAGCUGUGCUUGGCGCCAACGGAUCGAGCGCUACACCCACUAGCGGCAGCGGCAACGCGACACUUUCUCCGGGCGGCUUCGCGCCCAACGUUACUUCCACGCCUAAUGGCCCCUCCCAAGCCCCCGGCCCCGGCCCCGGACAUGGCCAUACCCACAGCCACACGUCGUCGUCUUCGCAAUCAGGCUUGGGCCUCCCCUUCCCAGGCAGUGGCAGCAUCGGCAGCGCCGGCGGCGGAAGCAUGGGCCGCGCGCGUCCCGCGUCGCUCGUGCUGCCCUCCGCGUCCACGGACGGCACUGGCCCCGGUAUCGCAGACCUGAGCGUCAUCCGCGUUUUUGCGGGGAAGAACGUGCAGACGGAGGCGACGUUCAAGACGGUCUUGCUCAACGCGUCGACGUCCUCGGCGGACCUCGUGCGGCAGGCCGUGCAGCGCUUCCGCCUGCCGGCGGGCGAGGACGACGCGCGCAACUACUAUCUCAGCGUGAAGCAGCUUCCUGGCGGCGCGUGCGCCGCGCUGCGCGGGGACGAGGCGCCGCUCACGCUGUUUGAGCGGCUGGUCGAGGAGGCGAAGAGCGCGGAGGAGCUGCCGACGGUGCGCCGGAGCAGCGUGGGGAGCUUGAGCUCGGUGCGGAGCGAUCUGUCGAUGCACCCUGCGAUCAAGAAUUUGCAGAUGAACGACUUCAGCGACGACUCGGCGGUCAAGUUUUUCCUGAACAAGCGCGGGCCGGCCGGGGACGAGGAGAUGGACGAGGAGUUUGGCGUGCUCGGUACGGGUAUGCGGAUGGGGGGAGGGGACACGACGAUGGAGGCGGUGGAUGCGGGGAGCGUGUCGUCGCUGUCGUACGCCGGCGAGGCGGGCGAGGACUUGUCGUUCAGCAGCCCGAGCUACAGGUUUGCGGUGCAGCUUGUGGUUUAUCCGGAGGAUCUGCCCGAGGAUAUGGCGUUCGACCCGCAGACGGAGGCGAUCGUGUUCAAGAGCAUGCUGCGCGAUCGGGAUCGUCAUCAUCAUAGCCACCAUGGAUCGCGCAACCACCAUGAUCAUGGAUCGAUGUCCUCGACGGCGUCGGGUGUGUCGCCGCAUUUGCGGAGGAAGGUGUUCUCGUUCCCGAAGAACGCUAUUGUCGCGGAGGCGAUCGAGCUUGGGCUGGAGCGGUUCGGGAUUGUGGAAGGUGUUGUGGAUGGAGGCGAUGAAGUUGAGGAUAAAAUGACGAAACGCCGGAGCUCGAGCAAGGUUCGGUAUUGGCUGACGGCGAGCUUCAAGGGGCAUGCAGAGCGCGAGCUCGCCCCCUCGAGCCGCAUCGUCGACGCGUACCCGCACCCAGGCCCGCACUUCAAGGCCGUCGACAGGCGUGCGGACAAGCGGCGCUCCAUCGAUUCGGCGCAGCUCCUCGGCAACAUCGAGGACGUUGGCCCCGAUGACCCCGUGUUCAUUCUCCGGCGCGCGGUGUCGUAUCGCCAUGCAGGCUCGCGCCACCGAUCGUCUGCACCACUGGACGACGUUGCGCUCCGGCACCUGCGCGACUCGAUCUCGGGCACGGACAAGGAGAAGGAGAAGGAAAAGGAAAAGGAGGCCGCCAGGGAAGCGAGAGAAAGAGAAGCUGCCGCUAAGGAAGGAGGCGCGGCCUCCCCGACAAAACAAAUGUCCCGCCAGGAGCUCAUCGCGGCCCAACGCGCAGCUUCGCGCGAAAAGCAACGCGCGGUGCUCAGCACGCAGCAGAACGACGCGCGCGGCAUCGACGUCGUUCUUCCUGGGAAUGUUGUCCUUCGUUCCUCGCGGCUUACUGGCCCGGGCGGUGCUCCUGGAACCAUGCGGUACUCGUACAUUCAAGAUGGGGAGUCCUUUGAUAUAUCCGAUAUCGUCGAAGAGGAGCUAAGGGGCGACCGCGGUGCGCGUUCUCCGCAGAACAACGGGCGGAGCAGCGCGAGCCCGCAUUCGCGCUCUGGAUCGAGCUUGGGUUCGGGCUCAGGUUCGCCUUCGGGUGGAGACCUCCUUGCUGGGCUAACGAGGCAGGGAUCAAGUGGAGGCGCGAACGAGCAGCUGCUGGGGAGGGUACUCAACAAGAUCAGGGACAAGGACGGUAACCUUUCUUCGAGGCUCGUGCCCAGCCGGGCGCCCCAUUCAGCGAACAGCGUGUCAAGCGAUCUUAGCUCGCAGCAGAGCCAGUACUCCGUCGACGACGAGAGCUUCGCUGCACGGAGUGACGCUGGUACCCCAACGCCUGGAAGGCCAGGUUCGGCUUCCCCGAACCAGAACCAAUACCAGGGCCAGCGAGUUGCGUCGCCAGUGCUAUCGGACCGCACCGCGCGUACGCCAACGCCGACAAUGAUCGACACGCGCAACGUCUCCCCCCAUAUCCAGGCCCAGAACCAGUCUCACCCUCACAAAGCACCGUCGCCCGUCCCGCGCGGCGUGCUCAACAGCAACGCGCGCAAGCCCUCCUUCGGGAGCGUCAUGUCCGAGGCAUCCGUGUACGCCACCCCGACCGCGGGGCUCAGCAGCCCCGAGCCCUCCUCGGACGACUACCACGGCCCAGUGCUGCGCUCGCAGUCGCAGCUCCCCUCCGAACAGGCGCACUCCCCACAGCCGCAGCUGAGCCAGGGCGCGCAGGCGCAGGCAGGGAGGCGAGUGCCUGCCAUCCCCGCAGACGACUUUGGCAUCUCGCACAUGAUGGCGAUCAUCCACCUCAACGCGCGGCGCGCAGCCGCUGCCUCCGCCUCGAACCCGGACGGAUUCGGCGUAGACAGGUCCGCGAGCCGCAUGACGGUCGGCCGGUCAGAGAUCGUCGCGGCGGACCCGGUGGAGGAGAUGCUGUUUGGCAAGACGGUGGACGUGCAGGCGCUGCACCCCGACGUGAGACGGAUAUACGCGAGCUCGUUCGAGCAGCUUGCUGAGAUGGACAAGACGCUAGACGAGUACUUGCAGCAGGCGCUCAGGACCUACUAAUUAUUGUUCCUUUUCUUCCAUGAAACUAUAGUUUGGAUGGGGUGUAUAGAAGGGGAUUGGAUGGUCUCGUAACAUAUACGCACACGCUCGUUUUUUCCUUCUUCUAUUUGUUCGUUUAAUAUUAAUUGUCUCUAGUUCUGCUCGUUAUUUAUUCAUGAUUCCCCUCCUUUAGUACCCUAGUACACUGCUAUACUAUAUUUAUCGUUAUUUGAAUAUACGUGCGCACAAAUAGAGAAGUUCGGCUCGUGCUAUACCACGAAAGAGCAAGCAAGCGGUGAACGGACAUACAUUAGCGACUGUAACACCCCUCACGCGCAUGUCAGAUGCAGCGUGCCCGGUCCCUCGUCAUGCGACUCCAACACCAAACUCCGUUCCCCAAGCAUCUCCACCACAUCGCCUUUGACGUCCCUACUGUUGUCCCCGAGUCCUCUCUCCUCAUCAUCUCCAUCAUUUCCUCCCGCGCCACCAGCGCGUCCGGCCUUCAGCUGCGCGCACCGCGCGGGCAGAUCCGAGCCGUGCAGCGCCGCAGCGACGUUCACGAGCGUGAACUGCGCGUCGCGGCCCCUGCGGAAGUGCGCGACGACGACGAUGGCGGAGAGGAAGACGAACAUGAGCGUGCUGACGACGACGUGCGGGAGCGAGGACGCGAAGACGAGGCGCGGGGAGGAGAUGCGCCCGGGCACGUAGGCGGUGCCGAGUUUUCCGGAUGUAUAUGUUUUUGCAGCGCCAACCACCAUCUUCCCGUACGUCGUGCUCAGCUCCGCCUCCCCCAACGGCUUAAUGCUCCGCGGCUGCCCCGCGCCCGACCCGGUUCCCCCGUACCCACUCGGCAGCGCGUCUACCGCGUCCUUCCCAAACACAAAAUGCGCCUGCGUGAGCGACCCGAGCCCGCCAUACUGAUACAGCAGCGUGCUCGUCGGCCCAGCCGCGCUCCCGAUCUGGCUGAGCGCGAGCGAGAAGAGCGACGCGCUCUGCGCCGGGUGCAGGUUGCCCUGCCGCGGCAUCUGCCCUCCUCCCCCCUUUCCUGUGGCGGCGCCAGAGGACGGGGGACUCGGAGGCUGCACGGCGAUACCGCCGAGCCCGUCGCUGCGCACCUCGCGCGUCUCGACGGCUGCGUUCGGGCGGCACGCGAGGAACGCGAGUGUCCAUGUCUGGUCGCGGCCUUUGACUGAGUAGUGCGGUAUCUCCCCGCCGCCGCUGGAGUUGGAGUUGGAAAAAUCGAUAUCCAGCAAGCCAGAGGCGCUGCUGUUGAGGGCCUCGCAGCCGGCGGUGCACUGUCCCACCAUCCAGACGGACGAGCCGUCGGUGGGCGGGGCGCCGGUGCUGUGGUUGACCAAGGCGGUGUACGGGUCGAGGUCGUAGAUGAGCGCAUUCGUCGAGUCGGUUUGGGUUAAAGGCGCAACCCCACCCGGAACACCCACAUCCAACCCCAUCCCCAUCAGCU